UGGGUAGUUCAAACCUCCAGCCUUUAAGUUAGCAGCCAAGCAUAUUCACCAUUUGCAGCACCCAGGGACUCUAAAAUAAAGAAAUUAGGAAAUUUGCUGAGAGUCCAACACAGGUUUAUCUGACUCCAACGCCCUCGUUCUUUCCUUUAUGAAACUAACUAUACGUUGACCCAAGCCAUCCUGAAAUGAACUGCAGGUAGAGUUUAAGUUUCUUACUGCACUGGACAGAAACAGAAAAGCAGACUGACCAUUGGUGGGAAUUAAGCUUUAAAGCUAGAGAACGAAAUUACCAAAAGCCCUAGCAGAUGUCUCGGAGAAUUAUUGUAAAACCUUAAUAGGAUGGGACAGUGUUCACAUACUCCAUAGUCCUAAUCAAGCAAAACAGAAGGAUUCAGCUUUACUGCUUACUAAGCCACAGGAAUAUUAUCUAGAUCUCUUGGAGGCUCACAAGACUCAUCUUUCAGAUUGAAAGGCCUUUGACUAGUUGUCCUCCUUCAGCCAGCCAGACACCAAAAGCAAUUUCCUGCAAACGAAGGAAUCUGCCGUAAGCCUGCAGGACUGUUAGGAAGUUCCUCACAACACAAUAGGCUGCGUGUUUAAUCUGUGCACGUAGAGACCUUGCAGAACCACUCAGGCUCAUUUCGCUCUAAGGCCAAAUGAGGAAAAGCAAGGCUGAGCGCAGCGGCCAACAACAGACCGAGGGCUCAAAGGCUGCGUGUCAACCCCAUUAGGACUGCCCGUGGGCCGUGUCCCGGGAAUCUGUGCCACGUUCAUCUGUGAACUAACCUGGAACCCUGUAUCAGGAAACUACUUUCCUAGGCCAGCUGCUUUCAUUUCUUUCCUUAUUUUUGCUUAAGUCAUAAAAGAAGAGUUUUAUUCCACUGGGGAUUUGAAGGAAGAAAAAAAAAACUGAUUCUGAUCCAACUUCAUCAGGAAAAAAAUAAGGGCUGAUUUUGCUCUCCAAGUCACGUAGUUGGUUGAAGUCCAUCCCAUUCCAGGAGUGCUAUUGUCUGGAGUCACCAAGUCUCAGUCCUGAGGCCAGUGAGAAGGCAUUUCCCCCUCACCACUCUGUCCUUCGGAAGAAUUGGUGCAGGUGACCAUUUCUGUCCUGUCCUGCGUUGAGUCUCAAGACUCAGUAUAGAAAUCACGAAGCUGAACCUAACGUUCUCUGCUUCAGUGGAGAGAGAUGGGUCUUUUUAACAAGGCUCAUCAACCAGUGGGCAUUUUUUCUUCCUCGGAUAAUAAGUGUUGGUGGGUUAACGGGUCAUCUUCAGGCGAGAGGUCAGCAGAAAAAACUGCAGUGUUCAAAGCUGGAGCUAGAAAGACCAAGCCAUCAAAGAAAGCAGCCUGCAGUGGGCAGCAAUGAUGUAUAAGGCGUCCACUGGCCAGCCCCGUCGGAGAGGUCAGAGCGAACCUUUAUCUGAAGCCAAGCCCGGUGAAGGUCACUGAAUGUGUGUGACGCUGGGCUGGGGCGGCCCUCGUGAGAAUCAGUCCGGGAAGCGCUAGUGAGCUGCUUUUCACUGAGGGAGGAUUGUAUUCCCACUCGUUGAAGAUCGACGUUGGAAGUACUUUGAACAGUGAAAAGAACAAAAAAAGCAAGCAGCCACCAAGAAAAGAGAGAGAGAGAAAGGUAUCAGCAGGGGUGGUUAGUGAAAAGGGGCCUGGAGACAGAAAAGCUUUUGUUCCCAGAGUUCGUUUCAUGUAGAGAUUGUGAGGUGACUGGCUUUGAAAUGAAGUGGGUUUGUGAACAGUUGCUAGGGCACAGGAAGCAGGACUGUCAGGCUGUUUUGUGAAGCAGUUUCUUUAAAAUGUAGGUUAAUCUUAAAAAGAAUUUAUUCCCUUUUCUUGGAUUUUCUUUCUUUUUCUCCUUCUCUUUUGGUGGGGUGGAGGGAGAGUUAGGUUGGGGAAGGUUCUCCCCUUUCUGUCGUAUUUUCCAACCUUUUUCAUAACGUAAAAAAAAAUUAUCACGUUACAAGUUCUUUGUCAGGAGUUUUCAGAAGCUAAACGGUAGGCGGGGCAUUACCUUGAUUCGUGAGCCAAUGGCCGGGCAGUAUGCAAAUGAGUCCGUGAUCCGCUUGCCCCGAUCACAGCGUUGAGCUCAGACGCUUCGGAAACUUAACUGUGCGCAGGGCUCGGCGGAUUCUGGUGGACGAACCAGCUCCAUCCAGGGACCUUUCUCAUUUUCAUUUCACUUAACACUCAAUGGAGGGACGGACACUGCAGUGCUUAAUGCUGUCGUACUAGGUUAGGAAAACGGCUCAAUUCACCGCUGCCAAAAUGAAGUAUAAGAAUCUUAUGGCAAGGGCCUUAUAUGACAAUGUCCCAGAAUGUGCUGAGGAGUUGGCCUUUCGCAAGGGAGACAUCCUGACAGUGAUCGAGCAGAACACAGGAGGACUGGAGGGAUGGUGGCUCUGCUCCUUACACGGGAGGCAAGGCAUUGUUCCAGGCAACCGUGUGAAGCUUCUGAUUGGUCCCGUGCAGGAAAUCCCUGCUGGUCAGGACCAGCCUCCUUCUGGACUAAUGCACCAGGCCUUUGGCCAACAGAAGCUCUAUCAAGUGCCAAACCCACAGGCUGCACCUCGGGACACCAUCUACCAAGUGCCACCUUCCUAUCAAAACCAGGGAAUUUACCAAGUCCCUACUGGCCAUGGUACUCAAGAACAAGAUGUGUAUCAAGUGCCACCAUCAGUACAGAGGAGCAUUGGGGGAACCAAUGGUCCCCACUUAAGUAAAAAGGUGAUAACCCCAGUGAGGAUGGGCCAUGGCUACGUGUACGAGUACCCAUCCAGAUUCCCAAAGGACACCUAUGACAUCCCUCCCUCCCAUGCCACUCAAGGGGUGUACGACAUUCCUCCCUCAUCCAUGAAAGGCCCUGUGUUUUCCGUUCCAGUGGGAGAGAUAAAACCUCAAGGGAUAUAUGACAUCCCUCCAAGCACUGGGAUGUAUGCCAUUCCACCUUCUUCUUGUCGAGAUGAAGUGGGGCUUAGGGGCAAGGAGUAUGAUAUCCCCCCUCCGAUGAGACAAGCUGGAAGGCUACAGGUCACACCGGAGGGCGUUUAUGACAUCCCUCCAGCCAGCACCAAGCCAGUAGGGAAGGACGUUAGCAUGAAAUACAACUGUGAUGUUCCAGGAGCUGCUGAGCUGAUGUCCCACAGGCACCAGAACAUGUCUCUGAAUCACGCACCCUCACUGCUGGGACUGCCAGUGGGCACUCAGAACGAUGCAUAUGACAUCCCCCGAGGAGUUCAGUUUCUGGAACCACCAGCAGAAACCAGCGAGAAAGCAAAUCCGGAAGAAAAAGAUGGUGUUUACGAUGUCCCUCUGCAUAACCCAGCAGACACUAAAGGGUCUCAGGAUGUGGUAGAUGGGAUCAACCGGUUAUCAUUCUCCAGUACAGGCAGUACCAGGAGUAACAUGUCCACAUCUUCCACCACUUCCAAGGAGUCCUCAUUGUCAGCUUCUCCAUCUCAGGACAAAAAACUCCUCCUGGAUCCAGACACAGCCAUUGAGAGGCUCCACCGCCUCCAGCAGACCCUGGAGAUGGGUGUCUCCAGCCUCAUGGCCCUGGUCACCACUGACUGGCGGUGCUAUGGGUACAUGGAGAGACACAUCAAUGAGAUACGCACCGUAGUGGACAAAGUGGAGCUGUUCCUCAGGGAAUACCUCCUUUUUGCCAAGGGAGCUCUAGCGAAUGCUUCCUGCCUCCCAGAACUCAUCCUCCACAAUAAAAUAAAGCGGGAGCUCCAGAGAGUUGAAGACUCUCACCAAAUCCUAAGCCAAACCAGCCAUGACUUAAAUGAGUGCAACUGGUCCCUGAACAUCCUGGCCAUCAGCAAGCCCCAAAACAAGUGUGAUGAUCUGGACAGGUUUGUGAUGGUGGCAAAGACAGUGCCUGAUGAUGCCAAGCAGCUAACCACAACCAUCAACACCAAUGCAGAGGCCCUCUUCAAAGCAGGCCCUGGCAGCUCGCAUCUGAAGAAUGGGCCUGAGAGCAUCCUGAACUCGACUGAGUACCCCCACGCUGGGUCCCACAAGGCCCAGGCCCACAACAAGACAUUACACCCAAGCCUGGGCAAGGACCAGCCCCCUGACUGUAGCAGCAGUGACGGCUCUGAGAAGAGCUGGAUGGAUGAUUAUGAUUAUGUCCACCUACAGGGCAAGGAGGAGUUUGAGAGGCAGCAGAAAGAGCUAUUGGAAAAAGAGAAUAUCAUCAAACAAAACAAGAUGCAGUUGGAACAUCAUCAGCUAAGUCAGUUCCAGCUGUUGGAACAGGAAAUCACAAAGCCCGUAGAGAAUGACAUCUCAAAGUGGAAGCCCUCUCAGAGCCUCCCAGCCACCAGCAACAGUGUGAGUGCUCAGGAUAGGCAGUUGCUCUGUUUCUACUAUGACCAGUGCGAGACCCAUUACAUUUCCCUCCUCAACGCCAUCGAUGCUCUCUUCAGUUGCGUCAGCUCAGCCCAGCCCCCGCGGAUCUUUGUGGCACACAGCAAGUUUGUCAUCCUAAGUGCACACAAACUGGUGUUCAUUGGAGACACACUGACAAGGCAGGUUGCUGCCCAGGACAUUCGCAACAAAGUGAUGAACUCCAGCAACCAGCUAUGUGAACAGCUCAAGACUAUAGUGAUGGCAACCAAGAUGGCGGCCCUCCACUACCCCAGCACGACAGCCCUGCAGGAGAUGGUACAUCAAGUGACAGACCUGUCUAGAAACGCUCAGCUGUUCAAGUGCUCUUUGCUGGAGAUGGCGACGUUCUGAGGAGAAAAGGAGGAGACGGGGACCGAGUGGGUUCUAAGGACAACUGGAAAUACUAUCUGGUUUUUGUAAAUGCUAUCUAUUUUUGUAGAUACGAAAUAUUUUAAAUACAUUUUACGGAUUGGACAACAUUCAGGAAUUCAGGGGCCUGGAGAUGGAAAAUCUUUUUUUUUUUUUUUUUGAUUCUUAUGUAUACAUAUAAGUAUCUAAGAUAUAAACUGUACAGAAACUUGUCCACUUGCUUAUGUAUGCCUGUGUAUUCAUGUUUGUUUGUAGAUGUGUGUCUGAUACAUUCCAUUAAAAAACAUGAAAUAAGCACCUUAGUAAGCACCUCCAAAUGCUGCAUAUGUUUUAGAAAGCAUACCAGCUGGUUGUGAUAGUGUUAGACAUAUACUUGUGGUUAUCCUGAGCUGGUCGCUCCCAAGUCUGGGAAGCAAAGAAUAUUUGCAAGUGUUCGCCUCCCAAGUAAUGAGGUAUGACAUGACUUGUUCUUGUUUUGAAACCCCUUCCAAAAUGGACCGUCUUGACCACAUUAUGGCAAAAUGUCCCCACUUUCCAUUGGAAAAGCCAUCGAUGAGUUGCAAACACUCUACAUUAAUAUAAAAUCUGAUAGGUGUUGGAGAGCGGAGAGACACGUAUACUUCAAGGCCAUGUCCACGGUUAGGGCUGAGAUGUUUCAACACUGAGAGAAGCCACAAGAAAAUGAGAGUAUGUGUUUCCCCGUGGCUGUUUGAUCAUCUGUAUCUGUGAGUGAUUCAGCCAUGAGGUUUUCCAGAGGAUGUUUUUAGAUUUUCAAAAACCAUAUUAUUUGUAGCAGGAAUUUAUAAAGACAUACUAGACUAUGAAUAUCCACAAAAAAGGAGGAACGGCUCCAUCUGCCAGUUGUAGAUGCCUUUCUGACUCUCAGUAUUCACUCGGGUGCUACAAUUCCCAUUACCUGAAGGAAACUGGCCAGCUCUUUGCUCAUCUGAACUUUAGAGCCACCAGGCCACGUUCUACUCUCUAAAGAGAAUUCAUUGCUUGAUCUCGCACCCUCCUCAACACUCAUACUGUGUACCCAGAGCAGCUACACAGAGUCCAUGUGACCUUACAACUCUGUCUGGCCAAUGACCUUGCAUAUAGAGUCCCUUCCCCUAAUCUCACAACUAGGUGACAACAUCCAUACCACCAUCUAUCUCCUCACCCACUCGGUGUGGACACAGCGAAGUUAUACCGCAAGCCAUCAGAUUCAUCAUGGGGAAAAUGAAAUACUUCCUACCUGGUACAUAAAUGUGCCCAUGUAUUACCAAGUCAAGAAGCAUAUUAUUUAUGGUAUUUCAGUCCAGUUCUUCUCUAAUGGUUUUAUUCUAGCCUAUUUGGAAACAUGUUUAUAUUGUAAUAUAUGCCUUUAGUGAAUGAAGCUUGCUUGUUAUGAACAACCAAGAUGUUGGAACAGGGAAGGAUGUAACAAGGAAUAAUGCACAAUCUCAAUGUGAUAAAAAAAAAAAAAUCAGUGGAACUUGUCAUAGAAGGUGCUUCUCAAAACAACUGCUAUUGUAAUUCUCAAAGUUCUGCUUUGUCAAAAGAAAAAAAGUAAAAAGUUGUAUUGUUAUCUGACAAGUAAGUGUGUGGGAUGGAAGGGGGUCGCUGAAAAUCAACAACACUUGAAAAAGAUUAAAAAAGUUGUCCUUAUAGAUUUUAUUGUACAGUGUGUAUUUCUGAAGAGAUGACAGACUUGUUCUAAGCUAAGUGGUGACAUUUCAAGUUUUCAAAACCAAACUGUUCAAUCUGUAUUACUUUCUUUGCCAUCUUGUAUGUAAAGGCCAUUUUUAAAUCAUUAAAAUUUUAGAUCUCUG
Trichechus manatus latirostris (Florida manatee) is the source of this 6587-nucleotide messenger RNA. It is a transcript of the gene NEDD9, whose product is annotated as neural precursor cell expressed, developmentally down-regulated 9. Gene Ontology annotation, molecular function: protein binding. Gene Ontology annotation, cellular component: cytoplasm; plasma membrane. The transcript is spliced from 7 exons. The coding region runs from base 2278 to 4755 and encodes 825 amino acids. The record is from RefSeq and is a predicted model, not a curated record. Lineage: Eukaryota; Metazoa; Chordata; Mammalia; Sirenia; Trichechidae. Gene Ontology annotation, biological process: cell surface receptor protein tyrosine kinase signaling pathway; cell migration.